GAUAAAAUAACUUCCGGUUGAAUUACGAAUUAUGCAGCGCCGUAGCCGUCAUUUGCAUCAUCGUGCCUAAUCUGUACUUGAACCAUGUUGACCCCACCGAGGGAAGGGACGCCCUGUAUGAUCGACAGGGCACUGAAGAUGAGGAGGGAAGAGCAGGCUCGACAGGUCGUCCUCGCCUGGGCUGUCCUCAACGUGUCCCUGGCUGGCAUGAUUUACACCGAAAUGUCGGGGAAACUGCUGUGUCGGUAUUACAACAUCACCUACUGGCCUAUCUGGUACAUUGAGCUGGCAUUUGCCUCCCUCUUCAGUCUAAAUGCUCUUUUUGACUUCUGGAAAUAUUUCAAAUACACUAUGGCUCCGUCCACCAUUACUGUGACCCCCGAGCAGCACCGCCUCCUGGGCUUAAGAAACACAAGUUUCCAGGCCUCUCCACCACAGAAGCCGGAAAAGAAGGAAACCCCGGCUCCAGCCGAGUCGUGUCCGCUGCAGGGUCAGAGUGUGCUGAGCUUCAGCCCCUCCCGGCCGGCCUCCAGCAGUCCCAAGUUCUCCCCGAGCUGUGUCACGGGCUACAGCCCCUCUCUCAGUAACCCCUCCACAGCGAGCAGCGCAGGAGGCCCCUAUUCCCCCUCAGUGGCCUUCGGAAAGGUGCUGAGCUACAGUCCUUCCUCUGGAUCCUCUCCCUACUCCAACAGCGUCGGGUCGGCGGAAGGCUCCAGCUUGAGGGCUCGGUAUCGCACGUCCCCGUCAGUGUUCAACUCCCCGGGAAGCAAAGAGGACUACAUGGAGGAUCUGAAAAGUCUGGAGAGGUUCCUGCGCACAGAGGAGGAGAAGAGUCACCGCAGCCAGCUGGGCAGUCCGGAGGCUGUGUCUCCGAGCCACAGCCCAACGUUUUGGAACUACAACCGUUCGGUGGGAGACUACGCCCAGAGCUUGAGGAAGUUCCUCUAUCAGCCGGCGUGCCGCUCCCAGGCGCCGUCCGCCAACAAGGACGAGACGGACCUGGGCUCCAAACAGGCCGCCGAGGAGUGGAUCAGCGACACCAUCCUGGUCCCUCUGGUUAAGGAAAUCGACACUGUCAACAGCCAGCUCCGGAGGAUGGGAUGCCCGGAGCCCCAGAUCGGAGAGGCAAGCAUCAGCAGCCUGAGACAGGCAGCGGUGAUGAAGGCCUCUCUGAUCCCCACACUGAACUCCAUAGUCCAGUACCUGGACAUCACACCCAACCAGGAGUAUCUAGUUGACAGACUAAAGGAGCUGGCUCACAGCGGCUGCAUGAGCUCGUUCCGCUGGAACGGCGGCGGCGACCUGAAGAACAGGAAGUGGGACACAGACAUCCCCACCGACUGUGCUAUUCUCAUGCAUGUCUUUUGCACAUACUUGGACUCCAGGCUUCCUCCACACCCAAAGUACCCAGACGGGAAGACUUUCACCUCUCAGCACUUCAGCCACACCCCCGACAAACCUGGUGUGCACGCACAGGCUGAUGAAAAGGGAAAUCUCUGUGAAUUCCUCUCUUCUUCUACGGUUUUAAUUGUGGUUUCUUUGGCUGUAGAUGUUACCAAGGAGACCCUCUUCUGCAUCCACCAGAGCAGCACCACUCCGCCUCACUACCAGCUCAUCUACCAGGGCCACAUCUACAGCCUUCCUAAGGGCAGAAACAACCUGUUCCACACCAUCCUCAUGUUUCUCUUUGUGAUUAAGACCAAAGAGUCGGGGAUGCUCGGGAGGGUGAAUCUUGGACUCUCUGGCGUCAACAUCCUGUGGAUAUUUGAGGACUGAUGCCUCAUCUUGAAUAGUUAACUGCUGCCUGUGCAUCCCCCCCCCCCCAAAAAAAACCUCAUAAAAGUGUUGUAAGGCUCAGUAUCAGCUGCACAUUGGGGGUAAAUGCACUCAGUUUGAGACAUAAUCCAUGCAAGCUUUGGGACUCUUUGGCUGUUUUAGUUUCUGUUACACCGCAGAGUCCUUAAGACACAAAGAGCUUUGGGUUUGUUUUAAUUUUUUUAGAGCUUUUUGCAUUCUGACUUUUACAUUUUGAGAAUGUACCAGCAUGGCAGCCUUGUAAAUCAUAUACCUCAGAUAUGCCAGCUUGAUCGCAAAGGGCUCAGACCCAUUAGCUUGAAUGUAAAUAGAGUAUGUGUGGACCUGCCGUGCAUUUUUCUGCCAUCAGCAAACCUUUACUGAGUAGUUUGGAGUUGUUUUGUUAAAAUAAAUGUUUGCAACUGUUGGGAACCUAUCAGUAUAUGCUUAAAUAAAGCUAAAAGUGUGGAUUUUUACAAAAUGCUCAAAAGAAUCCUCUGUAGUUGCAAUGUUUUUCAUGCUAAAAUCGGGAAAUUAUGAAACAGGCAUAUUUAUGUCAUUAAUUUACAGAUUUUUUCUUUACCAUUUAGCCUCAUUCAUAUCCCACAUGUUUGCAACUGCUGUUUUAUAGAUAUUUCUCCUGAGGUCUGUCAAUUAAACUGAGAUUUUUAAAUAAACCUGGUUCUUACAAGGUGUGAAUGACAAAAACAGACCAGUGGGAGGCAGUAUGUGUCCCAUUAAACAGGUUGACCUUAUUUUUUUUUCUCCUUUCAAAUCACAUAAGCAGAGAUGUGAUGCAGAGACUAGCUUCAGG
Molecule: messenger RNA, 2608 nt
Organism: Menidia menidia (Atlantic silverside)
Lineage: Eukaryota; Metazoa; Chordata; Actinopteri; Atheriniformes; Atherinopsidae
Source: the annotation of a GenBank genome assembly